This is a messenger RNA of Apodemus sylvaticus (European woodmouse), 6633 nucleotides long. RefSeq names its product GLI family zinc finger 2 (gene Gli2). The transcript has 14 exons. Gene Ontology annotation, biological process: smoothened signaling pathway; regulation of transcription by RNA polymerase II. Gene Ontology annotation, cellular component: nucleus. NCBI's taxonomy places the organism in Eukaryota, Metazoa, Chordata, Mammalia, Rodentia, Muridae. The coding region runs from base 388 to 5010 and encodes 1540 amino acids. Gene Ontology annotation, molecular function: DNA-binding transcription factor activity, RNA polymerase II-specific; RNA polymerase II cis-regulatory region sequence-specific DNA binding. The record is from RefSeq and is a predicted model, not a curated record.
GCACCGCUCCGCGGACUUUUUUUCAAACUCCUCUCAUCAAUGAGACUUCGAGGAGGAGCGGGAGGCGGCGGCGGCGGCUACAGAGGACGCGGAGGAAGGCGAGGAGGAGCCAGAGGAAGGAGCGCGGGCCGUGCGUAGCAUCGCAGCCGCCCGGAGCGGCUGGCCUGGUGUCCUUAGGGACUGCCGGGGUCCCCCGCCCGCCUUGGUCCCCUCCUCUGCCUGGCCAGCCCCGCCCCGGCGGCCGGAGCCCCCGCACUCGGUAGCCCCACUCCAGCCAAGUUGGGAUGGGGCCCUGCAACCACUGCCCGGAGCCCGAGCGGCCACCUGCGUGCUAGAGGCAAACUUUUGUCUCCUCGGGUCUGCCACCAAAGAGUAUGAACCGCUGAGAUGGAGACCUCGGCCCCAGCCCCUGCACUGGAGAAGAAAGAAGCCAAAAGUGGUCUCUUGGAGGAUAGCAGCUUCCCCGACCCAGGGAAAAAGGCCUGUCCUCUGGCGGUGGCCGCAGCUGUGGCAGCCCAAGGAGUUCCUCAGCAGCUCCUGCCGUCUUUCCACGCGCCUUUGCCGAUUGACAUGAGACACCAGGAGGGAAGGUACCAUUAUGACCCUCACUCUGUCCACGGCGUACACGGGCCUCCCAACCUAAGUGGCAGCCCUGUCAUCUCAGACAUCUCCUUGAUACGACUUUCUCCACAUCCUGCUGGCCCUGGAGAAUCACCCUUUGGCGCCCACCACCCCUACAUGAACCCUCAUGUGGAGCACUAUCUCCGGUCUGUGCACAGCAGCCCCACACUCUCCAUGAUCUCCGCCGCCAGGGGCCUCAGCCCUGCUGAGGUGGCCCACGAACAUCUGAAGGAGAGGGGACUAUUUAGCCUCGCUGCCCCAGGCACCAACCCUUCAGACUAUUACCACCAGAUGACCCUCAUGGCAAGCCACCCCACACCCUAUGGGGACCUGCUAAUGCAGAGCGGGGGUGCUGCUAGUGCACCCCAUCUUCAUGACUACCUCAACCCUGUGGAUGCAUCACGAUUCUCCAGUCCACGCGUGACCCCGCGACUGAGCCGCAAGCGGGCUCUGUCCAUCUCCCCGCUCUCAGAUGCCAGCCUCGACCUGCAGCGCAUGAUCCGGACCUCUCCCAACUCGCUGGUAGCUUACAUCAACAAUUCCAGGAGCAGCUCAGCAGCCAGUGGUUCUUAUGGGCAUCUGUCGGCCGGUGCCCUUAGUCCGGCCUUCACUUUCCCCCACCCCAUCAACCCCGUGGCCUACCAGCAGAUCCUGAGCCAGCAGCGGGGCCUGGGCUCAGCCUUUGGACACACACCACCCCUGAUCCAGCCUUCGCCCACCUUCCUGGCCCAGCAGCCCAUGACCCUCACCUCUAUCAGCACCAUGCCUACCCAGCUCAGCAGCAACUCCCUAAAUGAUGCCAACCAGAACAAGCAGAACAGUGAGUCAGCUGUGAGCAGCACCGUGAACCCCAUCACCAUUCAUAAGAGGAGCAAGGUCAAGACGGAGGCUGAGGGCUUGCGGCCUGCAUCCCCGCUUGGUCUGACACAGGAGCAACUGGCGGAUCUCAAGGAAGACCUGGACAGGGAUGACUGUAAGCUGGAGGCUGAGGUGGUCAUCUACGAGACCAACUGCCACUGGGCAGACUGCACCAAGGAAUAUGACACGCAGGAGCAGCUGGUGCAUCACAUCAACAACGAGCACAUCCACGGGGAGAAGAAGGAGUUCGUGUGCCGCUGGCAGGCCUGCACGAGGGAGCAGAAGCCCUUCAAGGCCCAGUACAUGCUGGUUGUCCACAUGCGCAGGCACACGGGAGAGAAGCCGCACAAGUGCACGUUCGAAGGCUGCUCAAAGGCCUACUCUCGCCUGGAGAACCUGAAGACACACCUGCGUUCCCACACAGGGGAGAAGCCAUAUGUGUGCGAACAUGAAGGCUGCAACAAGGCCUUCUCCAAUGCCUCGGACCGCGCCAAGCACCAGAACCGCACUCACUCCAACGAGAAACCCUACAUCUGCAAGAUCCCAGGCUGCACCAAGAGGUACACAGACCCCAGCUCGCUCCGCAAGCAUGUGAAGACCGUCCAUGGGCCAGAUGCCCACGUCACCAAGAAACAGCGUAAUGAUGUGCACGUCCGCGCUCCACUGCUCAAGGAGAAUGGGGACAAUGAGGCCAGCGCCGAGCCAGGUGGCCGGGGACCGGAGGAGAGUGGGGAGGCCAGUAGCACCAGCCACGCCGUGGAGGACUGCCUACACAUCAAAGCCAUCAAGACAGAGAGCUCCGGGCUGUGCCAGUCCAGCCCCGGAGCCCAGUCAUCCUGCAGCAGCGAGCCCUCUCCCCUGGGCAAUGCCCCCAACAAUGACAGUGGCAUGGACAUGCCAGGGACAGGGCCCGGGAGUCUGGGAGACCUGACAGCACUGGAUGACACGUCUCCAGGAGCGGACACCUCAGCCCUGGCUGCACCCUCCACCGGCGGCCUGCAGCUGCGCAAACACAUGACCACCAUGCAUCGCUUUGAGCAGCUGAAAAGAGAAAAGCUCAAGUCACUGAAGGAUUCCUGCUCAUGGGCCGGCCCAGCUCCACACGUCCGCAACACCAAACUGCCUCCCCUCCCAGCGAAUGGUUCUGUCCUGGAAAAUUUCAACAAUACUGGGGGCGGUGGACCGGCGGGUCUGCUGCCCAACCAGCGGCUACCAGAGCUGACCGAAGUGACGAUGCUGAGCCAGUUGCAGGAACGAAGAGACAGCUCCGCCAGCACCAUGAGCUCCGCCUACACUGUGAGCCGCCGCUCCUCUGGAAUCUCCCCAUACUUCUCCAGCCGUCGCUCCAGCGAGGCUUCGCCUCUUGGUGGCGUACGCCCGCACAACGCCAGCUCUGCGGACUCCUACGACCCCAUCUCCACAGAUGCCUCUCGGCGCUCCAGUGAGGCCAGCCAGUGCAGUGGCGGUGGCCCGGGGCUGCUCAACCUCACGCCUGCGCAGCAGUACAACCUGCGUGCCAAGUACGCAGCCGCCACAGGUGGCCCGCCACCCACGCCGCUGCCUGGCCUCGAUCGUGUGAGCCUCCGGACCCGCCUGGCUUUACUGGAUGCUCCUGAGCGGGCCCUGCCUGGCGCCUGCCCACAUCCGCUGGGGCCACGGCGUGGCAGCGAUGGGCCUACCUAUAGCCAUGGUCAUGGCCAUGGCUACCUAGGUGCGGCUCCUGCCUUCCCACACGAGGGGCCAAACAGCAGCACGCGGCGGGCCAGCGACCCAGUGCGGCGCCCCGACCCCCUUAUUCUGCCUCGAGUGCAACGUUUCCACAGUACCCACAACAUGAAUCCGGGUUCACUGCCACCCUGCACUGAUCGGCGUGGCCUGCAUGUACAGAGCCACCCCGGUGUAGACGGCAGCCUGACCCGCAACGCCUACUCUCCCAGACCCCCUAGCAUCAAUGAGAACGUAGUGAUGGAGGCCAUGGCUGCUGGGGUCGAUGGUACAGGGCUAGAGUCCGACCUGGGGCUGGUGGAGGAUGAGCUGGUGCUGCCGGAUGAUGUGGUACAGUACAUCAAGGCUCACACCGGUGCUGCCUUGGAUGAUAGCACUCGGCAGGUGUAUCCCACAGAAGGUACGGGCUUCCCUGAGAGCUCGAAACUGCCCAGUCCCGGGCUACAAGGCCACCGCAGGCUAGCAGCUGCCGACUCCAACAUGGGCCCUUCUGCUCCCGGACUGGGGGGCUGUCAGCUGAGCUACAGCCCCUCCUCCAACCUCAACAAGAACAACAUGCCCGUGCAGUGGAAUGAGGUGAGUUCUGGCACCGUGGAUGCCCUACCUACCCAGGCGAAGCCACCUCCUUUCCCUCACAGCAACCUGGCUGUGGUUCAGCAGAAGCCAACCUUCGGCCAGUACCCAGGAUAUAGCCCACAAGCCCUGCAGAGCAGCUCCGGAGGCCUAGACAGCACCCAACCACACCUACAGCUUCGGGGAGCCCCCUCUGCAUCAAGAGGGGGCUACACACAGCAGGUUCGACAGCCGGUCGCAGGUGGUCAGUGCCAGGGUAUGGCGGCAGCCAUGAGCCCUCAGGCCAACUACAGCCAAGCCCACCCCCAGCCGAGCCCAAACGUCAGCGGAUCUCUAAACCAGUUUCCCCCCUCUUGCAGCAAUAUGGUAGCCAAGCCCAGCCACCUGGGACUCCCUCAGCAAAUGGAAGUUGUCCCCAAUGCCACUGUCAUGAGUGGCCAUCAACGGGAGCUUGAGAUUCCCAAUUCAUCCCUGGCUGUGGUGUCACAACAUCACCCAGCCCUGAGCUAUCCCCAGCAGGACAGCUACCAACAGAGCUCCAACCUUCUGUCGCCCCAUCAGCCUAGUUUCAUGGAGUCCCAGCAGAACACGGGCUUUGGUCUCAUGCAACCUCGGCCACCCCCAGAACCCAACACAGCCAGCCGGCACCGUGGAAUACGUUCUGGGCAACAGCAGUUGUAUGCCAGGACCGCUGGCCAAGCCAUGGUCACAUCAGCCAACCAAGAGACAGCAGAAGCUAUGCCCAAGGGAACAGCGGGGACCAUAGUGUCCCUACCUCCUCAGUCAUCUCAGGACACAGGGCAGUCACAGGAUCAGAACACGCUAUACUACUAUGGCCAGAUCCACAUGUAUGAACAGAACGGAGGCUGCCCGGCCAUGCAGCCCCAGCCGCCACAGCCACGACCUUGCUCAGACAGUAUCCAGCCCGAGCCUCUGCCUUCGCCAGGAGUCAACCAGGUGUCCAGCACGGUGGACUCCCAGCUCCUGGAGCCCCCCCAGAUUGACUUUGACGCCAUCAUGGACGACGGCGAUCACUCUAGUUUGUUUUCUGGUGCACUGAGCCCAACCCUUCUCCACAAUCUCUCCCAGAGUUCCUCUCGCCUCACCACACCCCGGAAUCCCUUAACACUGCCCUCCAUCCCUGCGGGCAUCAGCAACAUGGCAGUGGGGGACAUGAGUUCCAUGCUCACCAGCCUGGCUGAGGAGAACAAGUUUUUAAAUAUGAUGACCUAGAGGUCCCGCCUCCCAGCACGGUAGACCUGAGCAACAUUAGCCUCUCGGAAUAUGAGGGUCUAAUGUGUUUCCAUUGCCCAAAGUGUUAAUUAGGCCAGAGAGGGGCUGGGCAAGGGCCAACUCCAAAAGACAGCUCUGGGCCACGCCCAUGGGUCUCUUGCAAAUAUUUUAAGAAAAGAUUAAGGGGCAUCCUUUCUGGUGUCUGGCCUAUUUGGGGGGACACUCAAAGUCUUAUUCAGAGAGAACUCGUUUACAUGAUGCUUGCCAGCCUCCGGUGUUUAUGAGAUUACUAGGUCUGGCUUCUUUGCCUCUGUCAUUCAGCUAAUGAGAGAGUACUUUGGCCAAAGGCUUUCUAAGUACAUGCCCAACGAGAGGAGGGGAGCCACUGUGGGUUUGAAUCUGAGACCGUGCUGGAUACUCUCCGCUCUGAGAAGAUGAGUUCGCCAUCCCACCACCUGCAAGGAAAAGGGAUUGCUGCUUCCCCUGGAUUCUUCCACGAAGCUCGCCAGGAUUGCUCACCACAGAGGAGAAAGGUGCAUCCCCUGGGAUAUCAGAGUCUCCUCAGUGACGGAUAGCAUCUCCAUUUCCUUAGGUCGAGUGGGACCAGCAGAUUUCCUGAAUGGAGAAGAAUUGAUAAAACAUGUAUUUCACUAUGGGGGAGGGGGCUCUCCUGGCCUGUUUACAGUGUUCUAAAGUGUACAGUGAAGCCCCUCCUGGGAAGAAGACUUGUGUCUGCAUACCUUGGGUUGCUGUGGGCUAGGAAUGGACAAGGCCUCAAGGUGAAAGAGGCCUUCCCCAGGAAAAGGAAGUCACAUGUUUACCCGCUCCGACUUCUCCAGUGCACUAUCUGACCACUCUCCUGUGGGAGAUUCUAGGGCUCCUCCACACCGUGCUGGUGACCAGAAGUCAGCCCUGAACCGCCACCUGCAGCCUCCGUAUUUCCGGCCCCCUGACUUCUCCCCGCCUCUCCGGGUUAUUUGGCAUGGACCAGUGAAGACAUGCAUUGUGUUUGUGGAGGAGCAGAAGGUUGAAGGGAUUCAUUCUUGGGCUUCGAGGAAUUGUUAACUGAAUUUGCUUGUUCAGUAUGGUCUGGCUCCAGAUAAGAAAUGGCAUGUGGAAACUGACUCAGAGUCAGUCCAGAGCGCACUGCAGGGUGAACCCAUGCCUCCACCGUCAUACAUGUGCACAUCCCAAACCUGUCCCUUUGAGUUAAUAGAAACUUUGCCAAACCAAACCUCACCCCUCAGAGCUUCCUUUUGACCAUGACCUUGGCCGCGGUGAGGAACUUCUUAACAGAGUCUGGACCCUCUGUGUCCUAGGGCAGCAGACUUCUCUGUUUACAAUCCAGAGACAGGACCGACUCUGAGUGACAGCUCUGGGCCGCGCCCCCGGGUCUGUCCCGGUAUGGGCUCUUUGCCUGACACAGACCCUGGCUUCCCAUUCUCUGUCUGUAUUUUGUGUAGACAUCGUCAUGCCUGAACAGACUGUGGGGGAAUCCAAAUUUGGUCCAGCCAAAUUUAUAUUGCCAAACAUUUUUAACUUUUUCUACAUGCUAUAAAUUGAGAUGACAUGCUCAACUUGUAAAUAAGUCUUUUUUGUACAUUAAAAAUAAUUUUUUCAUAA